UGCCACCGUGUGUCGCGCAGCGGGACCUCCCGUCCUGCAGCGCAUGCAGCGCGCGACAAUCAAGUAAGUUGAAGGACACGAAUAUUUCUGCCAGUUAAGAGAAUUGCAAUGAAAUAGGAUGUCAUCUGUUGCAGCACUGUCACACACACGUUUCUUCUGUUAGCCACUCGUAGCCCUACUUUCUCUCUUCACUGGCAUACAGUCAAGGCGACAUCCAUACUCUAGUGCUAAUGUGAUGCUAGUAUAGUAGUAAUACUAAUAGUACUGGUGACUGGAUGCUGCUGCUGCUCUAUGCUCUUAGCAUGAUGAAUACUAUAGACAGUAUAGUGGUUGUCCGCAGCUCCGCAUCGUCCACCUGAAGAAACGCGCGUAAUAGUCACUCAUACCUGGUCAGCAAGAGUGGAAUGUCACCUACUCAUUGAACGUGUGUAGCUGCAUUGCUGACCCCGUGGUGGUGGUGGUGGUGGUGGUGGUGUAUGUUGCUGCUCCUUUCUGCAUCUCGCCACGCCAAUCCCGCUCGCCUUCAAGUAGAGCGCGUCAGGGACAGUGUCAGCUACGUACUGCUGUCUCGGCCAGGGCCACAGGCACAGCGCAGGUCAGCGUUUGCGCUCGCCCAGCAGCACCAGUGUCAUCCAGGAAGUAAGUGAAACUGGUGUCCCUGUCUCCCUCUUUCGACACAUCCUCACGGUCCGCCGUCAAGUACACAUUGACCUCGCUCUGACUGUCCCAGUGUCUGACUGGCAACCGCGCAGCAUGGAGCCAAGCACGGGCGAGGAGAACGAAGCUAGCCGCCAACCUGUGAGCCGCUCUGCAUCUGAGAGGUCAACAUCAUGCCCAAGAAAAGUAGAUGACGAUGCGGAUGAUGUGGAAUCCAUCGGGAGCAGCUGGAGCCACGAUGAAAAGAAAAGAGCUGCUCACUCAGACGAAGUUCAACUUCACCUUCGCCAGUGGAUGCAAACCCAUCUUCAGUACCCCUAUCCAAGUCGAUCUGAGAAAGAGAAGCUGGCAAAAGAAACAGGAUUGCAGUUCAUCCAAGUGGCCUACUGGUUUACUAAUGCCCGGCGGAGGCUUCUACCUGGCAUGAUCAAAGAAGAGAAUAUAAGACGAUCAAAGAUGGGUCUGCAACUGAUCAAGCGUGAUAAUAACAUCUGGGCUCGCCCAUUAAUUGUGAAGCCAACGGCCGAUGGUGGGCCUCAUGACUCACCAUUCCUUUCUAUUCAGUCGGGCGAGAAUGGCAUAGUGGAUGUAAAUGGGCAUGGUGGAGAGCAGCCUGCCAUGGCCAGUCCUGGAGCUCUCACCGCCAUGGGCAACCACCACAUGCUGUGGCAGUCGGAGCCAGCUCAGCAGUGCUUGCGAAAAAGCCUGGUCCUGCCGCUCAACUCGCCCCAAAAGCGACAGCACCCUGACACCAGCUCAGGCCCACCCAGGAAACUGGUAAAGGAGGAAGAUGAGGAUGGCGGGGCGACGCGUAGACCAGUUCGCUCCCUGAACUCAUCGCAUCACGGUGACAACCAGGUCAACAACAAUAGCAGAAGGAGUUCAUGCAGCAGUGGUGAUACAAGUGUGAAUAGAAAUGACAGUAGGAAAAGCGGCCAAGGAAUUCCCUCCUGCAGGUCCAGUGAAGUGUCUUCAAACCGAAGUUCCCUGUCCAUGGUCAAUCCAGCGAUGUUCUACGCACAGAGCACAAGCAUUGCUCCGCACCAUCUCUACGCUAAUACCGUCUACACAUCACCGGCAUCUAUCGGAGAGAACCCUGCAGUGACCGGACCACCACCACCACCAGCAGCAGUGCCAGGUGCCGAUGCCAGUGCUGCAGCUGCUGCUGUGCAGUACCUCCAGUACACGCCAAUGGCAGCACCUCACACCCAGGCGCCGACUGUCAUGCCGUCCAUGGUACCGGGCCAUACUGUACUCGUGCACAAUCACAUACCACCACCGCCCACGCCUCCAGCGGGGGCAGCACCAGCAGCAGCGGCGUUUGCAGGCAUCAACGGACAUCAUCAUCAUCACCAGCAACAUCAGCAACAGCACCAGCACAUUAUGCAGUCGCCAACACAGAUGAGCCUUCCACUGCACAAUGGAAUUACUCCUGGAAGCAAUCGUCUGUUACCACCACACCAGGCGAUGCCCGCCAUGCAGACAGCAGCUACAAUGCCUGGGCCUUUCGGAAAUGUUCUGGUACCGUCCAUGCCCGCCCAGACCAUGCCCCCUCAGGCUUAUAUCAACCAGCCAGUUUAUCUAGCACUGGCCAGAGGACAAUAGCAAAGUUAGUUUGGCACGAUGUCUUGAGCUGUGAAUCAAACUGACUGGUAACGCACAGUCUAGACUAGAGUGUAUGUGAUACAAGUCAGGAUAAAUUAUGCUUGGGAGUCACAAUUGCACAAGUGUUGAACAUAGACCAAUUCCUAGCUGUGCUCGAUAUGAUGGACCUUGAGAAAACAUCGCGGGAACUUUGAGCUGUUUGAGCUAGUGUUUUCCUCUAUUUUAUAAUAAUACCUUUUUGUCUUGAUAGUUGAUACCUUUACUAACAACGUUACUCCUGUGAAGACAGUGCGGACUUAAUAACGGCCAAGAUAUGAUUAUUCAUGUGCUGACAUCAUACCUGCAUAUCCGUGUAUAUCUCAACGACAUUCACUCCGCCUGAUGCUA
Messenger RNA from Sycon ciliatum, 2649 nucleotides. RefSeq lists its product as uncharacterized. NCBI's taxonomy places the organism in Eukaryota, Metazoa, Porifera, Calcarea, Leucosolenida, Sycettidae. The transcript is spliced from 6 exons. Gene Ontology annotation, biological process: regulation of transcription by RNA polymerase II. The coding region runs from base 754 to 2262 and encodes 502 amino acids. Gene Ontology annotation, molecular function: RNA polymerase II cis-regulatory region sequence-specific DNA binding. The record is from RefSeq and is a predicted model, not a curated record.